AUGGUCAGUGAGAGGGUGUCAAUUCCUCAGCUCUCCUCGUUGAUUGAAUGUUAUACCAUCAUUUGUUUGCCAAAAGUCAUCACCGAGCUCCGAAAAAUCAACCCCGAAAGAAGAAUAAUCCUCCACCAAGACAAUGCAAGCACGCACACAUCCCAAAAAACAAGGCAGUAUUUAACGGAAGAAAACGUGGACUUAUUAGACCAUCCUCCAUUUAGUCCUCAUCUAAGUAAUAACGAUUUCUUUACUUUCCCGAAAAUUAAAAACAGACUGCGUGGUCAAAGGUUCCAGUCAUCAGAAGAAGCAGUUGACGCAUUCAAAAAUGCCGUUUUUGAUCUGCCAGCAAACGAGUGGAAUAAGUGCUUCGAAAAUUGGUUCGAGCGCAUGCAGAUGUGUAUUAAUCUUCGUGGAGAAUACUUAGAAAAACAAUAA
Acanthoscelides obtectus is the source of this 429-nucleotide messenger RNA. NCBI's taxonomy places the organism in Eukaryota, Metazoa, Arthropoda, Insecta, Coleoptera, Chrysomelidae. The record is from the annotation of a GenBank genome assembly.